CUGCAUCCGAGCUCGCACCGUCAAAGCAUCAUCAACCACCAGGCCAGGACGGAGAGCCAACGUGACUGGCCGAGCCUAAAUUCAAUUCUGGAAAACGUUGAUAAUUAAAGAUAUGUAGCGAUUAGACGUAUUGGCUUUUGGAAACUGAACAGCGACUUAGAUACAUCCCUUAGCCUGCGGUGCUAUUUUGAUUAUUUCAACAGACAUCAACGCCUUGGCUCAAAAUGGCUGAGAUCACCGAAAUCCGAGCAGCAUACGACAUGUCCCCGGUGCUUGCGGGCUUCAUUGGGGCAGGAGUGCUGGUGGUGGCAGUGGUGACUCUGGUCUUCCUCUGGGUGUGCUGCCAGCGGCGCCGCCGCCGGUCGACGGGCGCCUACAAGCUCCACGGCAUCCAAUCAGAGCCAUACGACCCGGCAACAGACCCGCCGUACAAGUUCAUCCACAUGCUGAAAGGCAUCAGCAUCUACCCAGAGACGCUGACCAACAACAAGCGGGUGGUGCGACUGGCCAGGAAGGCCGGCUGGAGGGGGGACAGGCGCCAAGGGCCGACCACCGAGGACCAGGAGCGGGGCGAAGCAGUUGUGGACGGGGCCGACGUGGGAGCCGCAGCAGCUGAAAACGGGCAGGUCCCCUACAUCAACCGAUCGGAAGACGACGAUGGGCAGUGUGAUGGCGCGAGCCGCCACCCAUUGAGGCUGGAGCGCGAUCUGCCCAUCCGGGCCGACUACAGCUGCCUGGAGAACGUCUCAGCCCCCAGCAGCAGCAGCAGCAGCAGCCAGAGCAGUGCCACGGCCACCCCCUUCACCCCGGCCACUGACGACGAGCUGCAGAGCCUGGGCGAGCUCAGCCUGGCCGUGGACUACAACUUCCCUAAGAAGGCCCUGGUGGUCACCAUCCAGGCGGCGCGGGGGCUCCCGGCUGUGGACGAACGGGCGGGCAGUGCAGACCCCUACGUCAAGAUGACCAUUCUGCCCGAGAAGAAGCACCGCGUCAAGACCCGCGUGCUCCGGCGCACCCGACAGCCCGUCUUCGACGAGACGUUCACCUUCUACGGCGUACCAUACAGCGCACUGCCCGAGCUCACGCUGCACUUUCUGGUGCUGAGCUUCGACCGCUUCGCCCGCGACGACGUCAUUGGUGAGGCGGUGGUGCCACUGGCUGGCGUCGACCCCAGCACGGGCAAAGUGCAGCUCACACAGCUCAUCAGCAAGAGGAGCAUGCAGUGUGUGAACCGCGGAGAGUUGCUGGUGUCUCUGUCCUACCAGCCGGUCUCCCACCGGCUCAGCGUGGUGGUGCUCAAGGCCAAACACCUCCCUAAGAUGGACAUCACCGGAUUGUCUGGCAACCCGUACGUGAAAGUGAACGUGUUCUACGGCCGUCGGCGCAUCGCUAAGAAGAAGACCCAUGUGAAGAAGAGCACGCUGGAUCCCGUUUUCAACGAGUCGUUUAUCUAUGACGUGCCGGCGGAGCUACUGCCCGACAUCUCUGUGGAGUUCCUGGUCAUGGACUUCGACCGCACCACCAAGAACGAGGUGGUGGGCCGCCUGGUCCUUGGUGCACGGAGCUCUUUGCCGGCCGGUGCCGCCCACUGGCACGAGGUCUGCGGCAACCCACGCCGGCAGGUGUCCAAGUGGCACAGUCUGAGCGAGUACUAGAACCUAGCUGAGAACAUACACACACACACACACACACACACACACACACACACACACACACACACACACACACAAACACACACAUGCUAAUGCACACACACACACACACACACACACACAUGUACACACACAAACACAUACAAGUGCAUGCACAGUCUCCAACAUAUGAACAUGCACAAACAAACCUACAUACACCCAUGCCAACCUCAUACCUACCUACAAAUGGAAUACAUACACACAUUCAUAUAUGAAAACAAAAGAACUCUGUACAGGUGAGAUACCUUCAUCUUCUCUCUCUGUCACAAACACACACACACACACACACACACACAUAUCCACACUCUCUCUCUCCCUCUCUCUCUCACUCUCUCUCUCUCUCUCCCAUACACACAAACACAUUUAAACUCCUGCUUGCAUAUGCAUAUAUGCACAUACAUGGACACAAGCAGUUCAUGUACACUGAUAUAUGUAAGAAAAAGACCUCUGUGUGAGAUCUCUCUUCUAAACAAAAUGGACAAAAGGAACUAAACAUCAGUUUCCAUUCAAAAAGGAUUCGAUCACAUA
This is a messenger RNA of Alosa sapidissima (American shad), 2219 nucleotides long. RefSeq names its product synaptotagmin XIb (gene syt11b). Gene Ontology annotation, cellular component: synapse; axon; membrane. NCBI's taxonomy places the organism in Eukaryota, Metazoa, Chordata, Actinopteri, Clupeiformes, Clupeidae. Bases 225 to 1655 code for a protein of 476 amino acids. The transcript is spliced from 4 exons. The record is from RefSeq and is a predicted model, not a curated record. Gene Ontology annotation, molecular function: SNARE binding; calcium-dependent phospholipid binding; calcium ion binding. Gene Ontology annotation, biological process: calcium-ion regulated exocytosis; cellular response to calcium ion; regulation of dopamine secretion.